Aphidius gifuensis is the source of this 2431-nucleotide messenger RNA. RefSeq lists its product as uncharacterized. The transcript has 5 exons. The record is from RefSeq and is a predicted model, not a curated record. Bases 254 to 1588 code for a protein of 444 amino acids. NCBI's taxonomy places the organism in Eukaryota, Metazoa, Arthropoda, Insecta, Hymenoptera, Braconidae.
UUAUUUUCCCCUUCAUUUCGUGAUCGUGUGCAAUCGUGUGUGAUACUGUGAUUUUAGCACUCCAAUAUAUAAACGCCAAUAUUUCUUAAAUAUUGUCACAUUGUGUAGUUGUGUUUCAUCAUAUCUUCAAAGUGAAAUUAUUGAAUAUUUUUAAUAUUCCAAAUCUAAUUGAUUUGUACAAAAAAAUAUAAUAAUUUAUUGACAAAAACAAACGAUAUUAUACUCGAAAAAAGAAAAGCCUUGUAAAACAAAAAUGGUUGACGCAAAAGUUAACAUGUCUCUCGAUGAAAUCAUAAAGCUGGGACGAAAGGAUAAAAAAAAGAGACCAGCAACAACAAAAUCAGGAUCAGCUGGUGGCAAAGGUGGAGUUCCUAAAAGAAAUAAUGCUGCAUCAGUUAAAGGCAAUCGUCAGCCAGGAAAUCGUCAACCACGUAAUACUAUUAAUAAUAGUAACAAUAAAUUACGUCAACAACGUAAUAUUGUAAGAGGACGUUCAGCAAAUAUUAAAAAUGGAAGAAUAAUAAAACAACAAGGAAAUGUUUUAAAAAAAAGUCAAGCAUGGCGUUUACAACGUCAUCAGAGCAAUAACAAUGGCUUUGUUAAUAAAAAUUUGAGACAACAAAAUGUUGGUGUUGUUGGUGGCUUAAAACGUUCACAAAGUAAAACAAAUUUAAAAAAAUCAACAUCACAAAAUCAACUUAAUCAAGUUAAUAAUAAAAAAAAAACAACUAAUUUUACUUCACGUCGUCCAUCACGUGUUACUAAUCCAGCUGUUAAUGGUAAAACUGGAUUAACACGUUCAAAAAGUCGUACAAAUAUAACAACAUCAACAUUAAAACGUGUUUUAACAACAAAAGGACUUAAACGUACAAGUAGUCUUCCAAAUUUACGUGAUCCAUUGUCUGUUCAUAAUCGUCUUGGUUAUCAGAGUCCACAACAAGUUGCAUAUAGAAAUCGUGUUAAACGAGCAAAACAAUUGUUGUUACAAAGACAAAGCCAGAGACAAGCUCCAUCUGACUUUUUGAAACCACGUCAAUCAAAAGUACCACGUGCUGCUGUUCAACAACGUGGUUUAAAUCGUCAACAAGCACUCACAUCACCAAGAUCACCAAGAUCAUCAUCAUCAUCAACAUCGUCAUUUAACAAUACUGGAGGAUUACGAUCUGAUCAAAUUAUUCGUGCUCAAAGACGUGCACAAUACAACCAAAAACUCAUGAGGAUGAAUGCUGCAAGAAUGAAUCCAAAUUCAAAUGUCAACUUUAUGUGUACACUUGGUGAUGCAUACAGUCCAGGUUCUCGUCAACGUUCAACAAGUCAAAAUAGAAAUGGCAAUGCUCGUCAACAACGAGGAAGAUCACCAUUCCGUCCAAAUCAACAAUCUCAUAAUUCACGACAAAUGUCAAGAGCACCAUUCCAAAAUCGUCCACGAUCACGUUCAAGAUCACGUUCACGUUCACGCUCAAGAAAUGUUCCAGUUGCUCCAGUUGGUGCUAAUGUUGAUGAUCGUACAUUCUCAGAUGUCAUGUAUAGUGUAUCAAAUAAUCUUGGCAUCACUGGUAGAACCCUCAAUGACAGAUUCAGUUAUUGAAACAGUGCAACAAUAUAUAUUAAUAAAAUUUAAAUUAAAAAAAUAUAUUACAACUGUGGUUUAAAAAAAUAAAAUAAUAAUUAUAUUUAAAAUUAAUUCGAGUCGUAAAAUUUAAUCGUAAAAAAAAAAAAAAAAAAAAUCAUGUAUAGAUUAUGUUUUUAAAUAUGUUUAUUAUUUAAAAAAAGAAAAAAAAAAUAACAAUAAAUUAUUAAUAAUAAUUAAAGUUUGUAAAUCAUUUGUGAAUUUGAAAAGGUUUUGAUUUUUCAAUAUUUUGUAUAUUUUUUUUUCUCUUGUGGUAUUAUAAAUUGAAAAAAAAAUAAUAAUAAUUUCAAUUAAAAUACGUAAUAUCAAAACAAUUAGUAUUGAAUAAUUAUCGUAUUCAUAAUUUUUUUUUCAUUAAAAAUAAAUAAUACAAAUAGUAUCAAUUAUAUAAAAUUUAUUGUUUCAUUAUUAUUACUAUUAUUAUUUAAUAAUAAAUAUAACUUGAACUAGAUUAAAGUAAAUUGACAGUGAAAAAUAAAUAUAAAUAAAUAAACUGAUUUGAAUAUUUCUCAUUUAUUAUAAUUUAUAAUCAAUACCUAAUUUGUUUUUUUUUUUUAUUAUUUAAAUAAUAUAUAAAAAAUUAUUAAUGCGUCAUUAAAAUAUUAUCUAAACGAACUUGUGGACUGUACAUGCAUCAAGUGAAUGAUGCUGAGUAAUUUUUAUAAUUAAAAAUGCAACAAAAUUGCAUCGAAUUAAUUUUAAUAAAGUUAAAUAAAUGAUAGAUAAUUUAUGCUACGAUAGUGAAUUGUUUUAUAUUGCUAAAUAUAAAUUUAUUUAUUUUUAUAAUUGAUUCUCAAUGUA